Molecule: messenger RNA, 2711 nt
Organism: Manis javanica (Malayan pangolin)
Lineage: Eukaryota; Metazoa; Chordata; Mammalia; Pholidota; Manidae
Gene: KRI1
Product: KRI1 homolog
Biological process (GO): endonucleolytic cleavage in ITS1 to separate SSU-rRNA from 5.8S rRNA and LSU-rRNA from tricistronic rRNA transcript (SSU-rRNA, 5.8S rRNA, LSU-rRNA)
Cellular component (GO): nucleolus; 90S preribosome
Source: RefSeq, a predicted model, not a curated record
GUAGGUAGCCCCGCCUCCUGGGGCGGUUGCCCUACGCGUGCGCAGUGGGCCGCAGGGCCGCCAUGAGGGAAUCUCGUAGGUCAUCACCCCUGCGGGUGAACGCGGCGUUUGCCGCGCGGUACGGCCGCUACCGGGAGCGCGAGGAGCUGCAGCGGCUGAAAGAUCGCUACGGGGACCCGGACAGCGGCGGCGACUCCAGCUCCGAGUCAGACUCCAGCAACGAGCGCGUGGAAUUUGACCCCCAGCAGGACCGUGAUUUUUACAGGACUCUCUCCUUGUUGAAGAAGAAGGACCCUCGCAUUUAUCAGAAAGAUGCCACCUUCUAUCACAGAACAGCACCAUCCUCAGAGAGCGAGGAGCAGCCGGCAACCGAGGAAAAGCCGAAGAAGGUGCAGCGCAUGUACUUGAAGGACUACGAGAGGAAGGUUAUCUUGGAGAAAGGAGGCAAAUAUGUCGAUGAGGAUAAUUCAGACGGGGAGAACUCCAACCAGACAUGCCAGAUCUCGAAAAGUUACGUGGAAGAACAGAAGCAGCUCAAAGAAAGCUUCCGGGCAUUUGUAGAUGACAGUGAGGAUGAGGACAGUGCCGGGGAAGGCAGCUCUGGGUUGCUGCAGAAAUGUCCUAAAACCAGGCAGGAGAAGGCCCAGGAGGAUGCCAGCUACCUGGAAUGGCUGAAGGGGCAGAAGGAGAUGGAAAACCCCGACACCCUGAAGGAACUGACCCACCUCAAGGAAUACUGGAACAACCCAGAGCUGGAUGAAGGGGAGCAGUUCCUGCGGGAUUAUAUCCUCAACAAACACUACGAGGAGGAGGAGGAGGAGGAGGAAGAAGAGGAGGAGGAGGCGGCAGGUAGUGUCCCCGACCUCCCAGUUCAGCUGGUGGUGAAUGACUCCUCAGACGAAGGGGAGCUAUUUCUGAAGAAGCAGGAGGACUUUGAACACAAAUACAACUUCCGAUUUGAGGAGCCGGACGCGGCCUCGGUCAAGACCUACCCUCGAAGCAUCGCGUCCUCGGUGCGCCGCAAGGAGGAGCGCAGGAAGGAGAGGAGGGAGGCGACUCGGGAGCGCAAGAGGAGGGAGAAAGCCAAGAAGCGGGAGGAGCUCAAACAGCUGAAGAACCUGAAGAGGAAGGAGAUUUUGGCCAAGCUGGAGAGGCUGCGGCAGGUCACGGGCAAUGAGACGCUGGGCUUUGAGGAGCGGGACCUCGAGGACGACUUUGACCCCACCCGGCAUGACCAGGUCAUGCAGAAAUUCUUCGGAGAUGAGUACUAUGGCACCGUGGAGGAGGAGAAACCCCAGUUUGAAGAAGAGGAAGGGUUUGAGGAUGACUGGAAUUGGGACACGUGGGCUGGGCCUGAGCAGGCCAGGGCUUGGAGCCAGCAGGAGCUGCACUGCGAGGACCCCGAUUUCAAUAUGGAUGCCGACUACGACCCCAGCCAGCCACAGAGGAAGCAGCGUGAGGCCCCGUCGAUGGGCAAGAAGAAGCACAGGUCGCCCUUUGCCACAGCUGUGGUGCAGGCAAAGCCUGUGUUCGACCCAGCAGGGGACACAUCGUUUGAGGAGUACCUGGAUGAGUAUUACCGGCUCGACUACGAGGACAUUAUCGAUGACCUGCCCUGUCGCUUCAAGUACCGUAGCGUGGUGCCCUGCGACUUUGGGCUGAGCACUGAGGAGAUCCUUGCUGCUGACGACAAGGAGCUGAACCGGUGGUGCUCACUGAAGAAGACCUGCAUGUACAGGUCAGAGCACGAGGAGCUACAGGACAAGAGAGUGUACAGCCAGAAGGCCCAGAACUUGUGGAAAAAGAGGCAGAUCUUCAAGUCACUCUGCCCAGAGGAGACAGAGAUGCCCAUGGAAGCCACACGGAAGCCACAGAGAGACAAAGCAAGCCCGCAGAGGCAGCUGCUGGCACCUGAUGCGGCCUGCAGGAAGCAGCCCCAGCCUGAGAGCCCCCCGGCACAGGAAGAGGUGGCCUCUGUGUCACGCACCAAGCCAGACCAUCAGAGGCGGAGGAGGGGCAAGAAGGCCCGUCUCCUGGGCCCCACUGUGACUCUGAGUGGACGUGAGUUUAGCCACCAGAGGCUGCAAGCCUUUGGCCUCAACCCCAAACGGCUACACUUCCGCCAGCUGGGCCGGCAACGGAGGAAGUACCAGGGGCCCAAGAGCCGUCCCUGAGCUCGAGGUAGCAGGCAGGGUCCUUGGCGUUCUCCCCCUCAAUCAAGCCCCUGGAUGCCUUCUCCUGUUUUGACUGUAUAAUCCUGUCUACCUGUGGGCGAGGGAGUUUUACCAUCUUACAGGUGUGGAAGCUGAGGCUUACUUAAGCUUCCCUGGACCCCAUCCCUCAAGUUCUGGCCCAUCCAGAGCCACAGUCAAGUCAGAUGGUUUUAUUAGCCUCCAGUGGCCACGGAUCCCCCUACUGCCACCAGUCCUUGGCAAGACGGGGGCUUGGGGACCGGUGAGUGGCCUCAGAGGUCCAGUGCAAACUACAGUACCUGAGUCAGGCCCUGAGUGGGUGCCCGGGGUCCCUCCCUCCCUGCCCCCAGGAGAGGCCCAGGAGCAGGCGCUGCCCCUGGCCACACGCCCCGGCCAGAGGUUUCCUGGACUGGUCGCAGCUGCGCUUGUCAAGGUGAAAUGGGAAGGUCCCUGUUCUCGGAGUUCAAGCUUCCACACCCAGUGUGACAUAAAUAAAAAAAUAAAUAGUGUUGCAUCUUC